Molecule: messenger RNA, 1305 nt
Organism: Blumeria graminis f. sp. triticale
Lineage: Eukaryota; Fungi; Ascomycota; Leotiomycetes; Helotiales; Erysiphaceae
Source: the annotation of a GenBank genome assembly
AUGAAUAAGACAGGUAGCCAGCUUCACAACAAAAAACAAGACUAUAUCAAUUUAAGACUUUUUUCUAAAUCAUCACUGGCACCUAAGAUUAUACCUCGCAAAAGUACCACAGCAGUGACCGAAAUGAAUAAUUUCAACGCAAGCAGAGACUUAACAUCCAAACUCACAGCACGCAAGAGAAAUCUAUCAGAGUUCAACAAUACAGUAACAUCGCCGGUAGAUAGAACCGGAAAUGGGUGCGAAAUUAGAUCAGAAUGGAUGCGAGGCCGACCCAACGCUAGAAAUCAAUCUUCAUCUUGGAGGGAAGAAACUGUACCAAGCAUUGAUAUCUCACCUGAUAAAAAUGAAGAAUUAGGCGAUGGCAAACUAUUUAGUGAUCUUCCCUCACCAAACCUAUCGGCUUGUCGGAUAGUCUCGCUCAAGAAUUCUAAUACGGAUAUGCAAGAAAGAUGGAGUAGUUUUGCAAUUCAAGCAGUUCACGCGGUCGCUGAAAAAGCUUGGGAGUUUUGCAAAAAUAGCGCUGCAUUGUUCAGUGGGUUUCAUGCUGGUGGUGGGACUAAAUAUAAGUUUAAAAGCGGUCAAGGUAUGGAAGCCCGAUUUGAAGCUGUUGAAUCGUCGGUUUGGCCUGGAGAGUGGCACAUGAUAAAUGCUGUAACUCCUAACCCAAAGCUGCACGAUCCCAAGAAUCGAUCUUCUUCGAGAGAGAGCACGCCGGUCAGGUCAUCUAAACGAUGUCAAAUUCAUCCUAAUAAAGAUAGCUCGCUGGAAAAAAACUGGGUCGUGAUUCCGCCUAUGACCAGCUCGCCUCAUCACACGCGUGCACGUGCUGAAAGGAAUAAAUCUUUAACCCCAUCAACAACACGUCUGUCGAAUCCUAAAAGCCAUUCGGCCCCGUCUUCAAGACUUGCAACUCGACCUCCUCCUAUUUUGCAAUAUGCUCAUCAACCAAAACCUCGCGUAUCCUAUGCAAGCUCAGCCUCCCUGAAAUCACCAGAACGGGCGUCUUUUGCGUCUCCGCGCCCGUCCGGAACUAAGACUAUGUGUCAAGAUAUGCCAGCCUCCCCAGCUCACCAACAAAAAAAGAGCCACUUAAUCUCUCCCGAGAAAACCUUAUGUGACACCCAGCGUGAAGCACAGCAAUGGGCUGCCAUGAUCGAGAAAGAUGAGCAGCAACAAGAUGAUAGUCUCCGCCGACUGGAAUCACGCUUAAAAACUAUGAUUCGAGAAGGAAAAGCGGCCCUAGGUACAAAAAUCGAGAUGAACUCGAAAACUAGUGGAAGAUCAGAACCACGAAAUUUACUGUGA